This is a messenger RNA of Pocillopora verrucosa, 4245 nucleotides long. NCBI's taxonomy places the organism in Eukaryota, Metazoa, Cnidaria, Anthozoa, Scleractinia, Pocilloporidae. The record is from RefSeq and is a predicted model, not a curated record.
AAAAAACAUGGCGGACCAAAUUUCUCUCUGAGUCAGUGAUCUUCCUGAUCAAAACUUGUCGUCGGGUGAGCUGUAAACGUUAGAGUCCUGUCGUACAUUAAUUUGAAUAGUUUUUAAGACAUUAAGAAAUUCUGAUCUUCUGAUGUAGGACGUGAACAUCCAUAAGAAACUAGCUAUUUCUGUUCGGUUCUGUUGUCACUACGUACUCAAAGCGAGACGGUUUCGAUUGAAUAAGACAAUAUGUGAGGAAAAAAUAGAAAAAGCUGGCUCUUUGGGGGCAUUGAGACUUUUGGGACAGCAAAUCGAAACCAAGAGGGGUAGGCUUGGUUUGUUGAAGAGUUUUCAACGCGACACAGGCAAAGUGUUGUUCAUACUUCCUGUUCUCUUGACCCGUAUUCUUCACGCGCCGAUUCAUGCUCUGCAAACUUUCCUCUUUGGAAGACAUUUUGUGGCUGUAGCUUUCAAGAAGAUGCCGUCUUGUCUUCAUUUGAACUCUACCGAUGAAGUAAAUGUGGAAGCGAUUAAAAGGAAAAUGAAAGAGGGGAGUUGUGAUAAUUGUGAAAAGUCAGGAUCAGAUUUGUGGGUCUGCUUGCAGAAGUGUUGUUCCUUUGUAGGGUGUGGGCGAUUUGGUAGCAAUCACAUUGAGCUUCACAAUCAGGAAACCAAUCACCACUUGUGCUUACAACUUCAAGAUUUUAAAAUGUGGUGUUUUAGCUGCCAGGCUGAAGUGCAGCCAUCUGAUAGCUCUGCAGGUAGUACCGAUGGAGCUAGUCCUUCAAGACCAAAGACUCAUGAGGUUUUGGAUAUGGAAGAUGCUCUAGAAUUGGAGAAAGGUUUAAAGCCAAGAGGGUUAUGUGGCUUGUCAAACCUUGGAAACACUUGUUACAUGAAUGCGGCUCUUCAAGCUCUAUCAAACUGUCCACCCCUAACUCAAUACUUCUUGGAAUGUGGCAGCUUUGCGAAAGAAACAAAGAACUCUUCUGUCUGCAAACAUUAUUCACUUCUAGUUGAUGAAUUAUGGUCUAGGAAAAGACCAAGAUAUGUUGUGCCAUCCCAGCUGCUUCGUAGUGUUCGGCUGAUCAACUCACAGUUCAGAGGUUAUGGGCAACAGGAUGCUCAGGAAUUCCUACGCUGCAUAAUGGAUCAGUUGCAUGAGGAGAUGAGGCAGCCUUUGCUGUCACUGACAACUGACCCAGAUUCCUCAGAAAGUGAUGAUGAAGAACCAAACCAUCAGAACAAAAGAUUGCUAGGGGGAACAAGCCUGUCUCACACUGAAAACCUGCAAGAUGAUGAUGGUGAUGUAGACAUGUAUUCAGACAGUGGUGAUGAUGUCAUGAAUGACAAACCACUUCAUGUUGACACAGCAGAAGAGCAGGCUGACCAGGAUAUGGAGUCUAAUGGGGCCUCCAAAUCCAAGCGCAGGAAGACUAACACAGAUCCUGUGGAUGAUAAUGAUGUGACCGUGUCUGUCGAGGGUGAAACAAUGAGUAAUGGUGAAACAGAGCAUCCUGAUCAAGUUGAUGAAAACAUGGACAGUGAGGAUGUUGCAUUAAUCAAAGAAGAAAAGCCUGUAGAUUCAGGCACAAAGGAGCAUAUGAAGCAGCCAUCUCAUCAGGAAAGAGCCAAAAGGGAGCAAAUAGCUGAAAGAAGGAAGAAAAAGAAGAAAGUACCUUUGAACUACAGCAGUAUAGUGACUGACCUAUUUGAUGGCACAAUACAGAGUUCAGUGCAGUGCCUUACCUGUCACAGGGUUUCAUCAAGGGCAGAAACAUUUCAAGAUGUUUCACUACCAAUUCCAGGCAAAGAUGAGCUGACAGUUCUUCAUGCUUCACAAUGCACACCUUUAGCAUCAUGCUCAUCUGUUAUAGACAGAGAUCAGGAUAAAAGCUGGAUGUCAACAUUACUUGAAUGGCUGAGAAGCUGGUUUUUAGGUCCACAAGUCACACUUUCAGACUGCUUGUCAGCAUUUUUUUCAGCAGACGAAUUAAAAGGAGAUAACAUGUACAGCUGUGAAAAGUGCAAAAAGCUGAGAAAUGGUGUCAAACUUUGUAAAGUAAUGCGCCUUCCUGAAAUUUUGUGCAUUCAUCUGAAGCGUUUUAAACAUGAAAUGUACUUCUCUUCAAAAAUAAAUCACUUUAUUUCAUUCCCAUUGACUGGAUUGGACAUGAAACCAUUUUUGGUUAAAGAUUUUCAUAAACAGGAUCCAACCCAGAGGUGUACCACUUAUGAUCUUGUUGCCAUUAUCACACAUCAUGGCAAUGUUGGAGCUGGACAUUAUGUUACCUUUGCCAAAAACUAUAUCAAUGGUAAAUGGUACGAGUUCAAUGACUCCUGGGUCAGUGAAGUUUCUGAUUCAUAUGUUGCUGAUGUGGAAGCCUAUGUGCUGUUUUACAGGAAAUCAAGUGACGAAGCAACCAGAGAACGACAGACUUUCUUCAAUUUACUGAAAGAUGCUCAGACCCAUGAAUCCAGGUAUUUUGUUUCAAAGAAAUGGUUGACAAAGUUUCAGUCUUGUAUGGAGCCAGGUCCAAUCACAAACUCUGAUUAUUUGUGUCGCCAUGGAGCUGUUCAUCCACUGAACUUUGAGAAAAUUCAUGACAUUACAGUUCCACUUCCAGAAUCUGUGUGGAAGCAUCUUGUUAACCGGUUUGGUGGAGGUCCCCCAGCUACAAAGCUAAACAUCUGCAGACACUGCAAGAAAGCCUUAGAUGACCUUGAAAGAAGAAGACAAAGAGAAAUGGAAAUGUUCAAGAGGUUGAAUCAUGAGUAUCCAGCCAAUGAAAAUGUGGAUGUGUAUUUCAUCAGUAUGCGUUGGUUCAAACUAUGGGAAAUGUUUGUAAAAGGACAGGAAGAUGAUCCUCCAGGCCCUAUAGACAACAGCAAUAUAUUUGUUUUAAAGGGAAACACAAAAGUACUCAAACCAAACUCUGAAAAUGGGCAGUUAUCACAAGAGACAUGGACAUUUUUGCAUGAUAUUUAUGAAGGAGGUCCUGUGUUAUUUUAUGAGGGAGAAAAGGAUAAUGAAGAAAAACAAGACCUCAAGGAUGAGGAGGAAGACAUUCAACAGGAGUGAAACAGUUGAUAGGUAAUUUUAAGAACAUUUCUUGAGCACAAAAUUGAGUAAAGCUAGCUUGGUUUUAGGCAACAAUUUUAUUUACCAACAAAACUAAGUUCUUCCUCUGUGGGACCUGGAUGCCUUUUUUAUUAACUCUUGGUGCACCUGAAUGGUAAAUUUCUGUUAAGAUUAUUCAUAGGUAAGAGAUACUCAGCAUUCCUGUUUUCUAACCAGGGUUUCAUAAUUUAUGUCAGGACCUGUAAGCAAUGACUACCAGACACUGAACACCUCUGGACUGCAAACCCUUUGAUGAGAGUUUUAUUCUCUGCAAGCCUUUAACAACUAUAUCCUGUACUUAAAAUUAGUGUACUUAGCCUUUUAUUUCAACUAAAGAAACUUGUUUUUACCAGUAUAAAAUUCAUCCAAAAGAAUCCAAAAAUAUUCUUCUAUGAUAAAUUAAUCUAAGACAUCCUUGAAUGGAAUGUAAUCCAACAGAGUUCAUCAAGGAAAGAAAAUGCAUUUACAAUACAAAAGAAAAUCACGCAGUGAACCACAGAGUGAAUAUUUGAUUUGUCUUAAGCUGGAUUUCUUUAGCCCAGCAUGUUUUAUGGAAAUUAGAUUAAGGGAUGAUGAAUUAGGCUCUGUUUCCUAGCCAUCAACCCAAAAGUCACAGAAAUCAAUAAUUUAUUGCUAUUCAGUACUAUGCACUUCCUACCCAGGCUCUCAAGAGGCAGCCCCCUUCCAAAAAAAUAUUCUCAAAUAAAGCUUUUUAAGUUGAAAUGACUUAAGCAGGGUCAGUUGACAAAUUUGGUAUGAAACUAAAUUUCCCCCUUCCCUCCCCUCCCUUCCAAAGUAAAAUUAGAGCCAGUUGGGAAACUAGGUCAGAUUAGUCAUUCAACCAUGAAGAAUGAAAGAACUGAUAAUUACCCAUAAACUGUGUGACAGGUUAACUACAGGCAACAACAGUUGUCAAAACAAAAUGAUUAAUGUUUAUUUUGUAAAUACUUUAGAUCAAAGUAUUACCUGAGGUAGCAUAAAGGUACUUGAACACCUUUUUGAUAACCCAAAAUUAGAAUAAACUUUCUCUCCAAGGUGUUAAGUAAAGUAUCUUAUACAUGCAUGAGGUAUUUACUAGGAAACAAGUCCUUCUGUCACCAUGUUGAUAUAAAAGUGGCAAUAAAUUUCUCUUC